This is a messenger RNA of Ostrinia nubilalis (European corn borer), 2167 nucleotides long. RefSeq names its product ubiquitin carboxyl-terminal hydrolase nonstop (gene not). Gene Ontology annotation, molecular function: zinc ion binding; cysteine-type deubiquitinase activity. Bases 241 to 1773 code for a protein of 510 amino acids. Gene Ontology annotation, biological process: protein deubiquitination. The transcript is spliced from 8 exons. NCBI's taxonomy places the organism in Eukaryota, Metazoa, Arthropoda, Insecta, Lepidoptera, Crambidae. The record is from RefSeq and is a predicted model, not a curated record.
UGUCUUUUGCCAAAUCGCGAGUCGGCCGAGUCGAGUCGAGUUUUGAGAGAAGAGAACUCGCCCCCCUCAACCAACACCAUUCAUCAUCUGUCCUUCGUAUCAAAAUAAAACCGGGUCUUCUCAAAAUUCCAUAAAACCCUGUGAUCAAACCACUUGUUUGUAUCAUGCUUUUCAUUUAAAUAGUUUAAUUAAAGGAGGAUCGUGUGUUUGCAAGCCGGUGUAAUAAUUUCAAGCGAAAUAAUGAAUGACAAUGGAUGCAUACACUUGAAUAACUUUAAGGCUGCCAAGGGGACAAAUCCAUAUAAAAUUGUGCAUGCAUUUUUUGUGUCUUGUACGUCUUUGGAAGCCAGGCGUUACAAGGCAACAUCAUGCCUUUGUUUUGCCUGUGGCAAGUCGGGGCCCCGGAUGCACUCGUGCCUCCACUGCAUUUACUUUGCAUGCUAUGCGGGUCACAUUCAAGAACAUUCAAAAUCCAAGAAGCACUUUCUAUACAUUGACCUGAGCUACGGAAAUGUUUUCUGUACACAAUGUCAAGAUUACAUCUAUGACCGGGAGUUAACUGAGAUUGGGAUGAAUCAUCGACUUAAAGAAGCCAACCAAAUGACGUCCACUGCUCUGCAAAGGGUUUCCAUAACGACCGGUCCUGUGCUGCCUGCUUCCAGGUCUUUGGGCAUAAGUGUGCCAUUCAUGCCUUGGCUGCCCAACACCAGCGAGGCUCUAGCGCUGCGGCGACUUCGGAAGCGCCGCCUCAUCAGCCCGCACACCACCAUAGGGCUCCGAGGGCUGCAAAACUUGGGCUCCACCUGCUUCAUGAACUGCAUUGUGCAGACACUAAUUCACACUCCACUGCUCCGGGACUACUUCCUCGGCGAGAAACACAAGUGCAAGGCGCAGAGCAGCGUCAAAUGCCUCGUGUGCGAGGUCUCUAAGCUGUUUCAGGAGUUCUACUCCGGCGCCAAGACGCCGCUGACGUUGCACCGGCUGCUGCACCUGAUCUGGACGCACGCGCGCCACCUGGCGGGCUACGAGCAGCAGGACGCGCACGAGUUUUUCAUCGCCACGCUCGACGUGCUGCACCGGCAUUGCAUGAACGGCGUAGAAGACACCGAGCGGCGUGAGAACGUGCGCUGCAACUGCAUCAUCGAUCAGAUAUUCACGGGCGGGCUGCAGAGCGAUGUCGUCUGCACGUCUUGCUCCGGAGUCUCCACCACUAUCGACCCGUUCUGGGACAUCAGCCUCGACGUGGCCGGCCCGGGGUCCCUUCAAGCCUGCUUGGAGCGUUUCACUCGCGCCGAGCAUCUUGGCUCCGCUGCUAAGAUCAAGUGUUCCAAUUGCCGCGCGUACCGCGAAUCCACGAAACAACUGACGCUCGAAACGCUGCCAAUAGUGGCCAGUUUCCACCUAAAACGCUUCGAGCAUUCUUCGCAGAUCGACAGGAAGAUAUCCGCGUUCGUUUCGUUCCCCGCCGAGUUGGAUAUGACCCCGUUCAUGUCGACGCACCGUCGCGCGGUCGAUGUGGGCGCGGCCGAUAACAACAACGCGCCUGAAGGAAUAUUCGAGGACAACCGCUACUCGCUGUUCGCGGUGGUCAACCACCUGGGUUCUUUGGACGCGGGCCACUACACGGCCUAUGUACGCCAGAUGAAAGGCAGCUGGUUCAAGUGCGACGACCACAUGAUCACCCGCGCGUCUCUGCGCGAGGUUUUAGAUAGCGAAGGGUACCUGCUCUUCUACCACAAGACUGUUCUGGAGUAUGAGUGUGAAGUCUCAUAGAUUUUAUGGGGACAGGCUAGUUCAUACGAAAGUUAUCUGCAAAAGAUAUUAUAAUAUCUUUGAACCUGACGUUCGUAUCACAUUAGUCAGAUUUGGGUUUGCUUUUAGUUAGGAAUAAAUACUUUCAAUGUGGUAAGUCAUGUCCCCUACGUGAUAUUAGCGCUUAGAUUCGAAAGAAGUCUACUGUCAUCUUAAAUUGUAUCUUUAUGGGGUAUACUCACCGGGAGCAUUCCCUUUACAAGAAUUCGAUGUGCGAGCGUUUGUUAGGCACGUAAGAAAUUGUGCAAUUAACCCAAUAAUUGCAAGGCACUCAACUUCUCAAUAUCUUCUACCUCAUUUCAGCCCUGUAAAAGUUUCUUCAUGGUUUCUAUUGCUAUACAACAUUGCGUUCUGA